Molecule: messenger RNA, 2158 nt
Organism: Seminavis robusta
Lineage: Eukaryota; Bacillariophyta; Bacillariophyceae; Naviculales; Naviculaceae
Source: the annotation of a GenBank genome assembly
AUUCCCUGUUCAUCUGAAACACGCCUUUUACGUCAAAAGAAAUAAAUCUUUUUGUUCGUUCUCCUUUUGGCCGUCGAAACGAUCACAAAGAUUUAUUUGUUUGGAUCUCGCAGACCGUCGUUGCAACGAGCAAGUCGCUGUCAGCCAACAAGGAAAGAACAACCACAAGAAACAAUUAACUAAGUUAACAUUGGCAACAGAUCAGAAAGAAAAAGUCAAGAGAGAAGAGACAACAAUGAUAGUACCAGUUGGAUCCAAACCAAUGCUGACGGUCAUUAUCAUUUUGCUCUGCCAGUGUUGUUUUGUUGCUGCCUACAAGCAAUGCGCUCCGGAAGAUGGUGGUGGCAUUUGUCCUGACCACAGUACUUGCUGUCCAACAGGCACUCCUGGGGUUUCCUCCUGUAUUUCUGCCAAAGUAGGAGAGACGGGAACCUGUUGUUCGGACGAUGGUCUCGGGGUCACGGGUUGUCCAACAGGAUACGAAUGCAAGAAGAGAGGGCAAGAUCAACAAACUGAAAAGAGAAAAUUGCGAUCAACCAGUCAGCAGCAGGUUCCAUUCGAAAUCAACAGCAACAGCAACAACCAGUCAGACCUCUACUGCCAUCGAUUGGAUCCAGAUUAUGAUGGCCCCCGGCCCAAGCCCCUCGCUGUUCCGCGUUAUAAGCUCUGCGCGUUACCCCACAAAGUCCUGACACAAGUGUAUGGGUUGCCCAUGAAUGAGGACGUCUCACCUGGAAUAGCGACAACGAGCUCCGACACUGCUGGUGUUGUUGAGUCUUCCAAAAAGAAGAAGAACGUGGCCUAUUUUUCCACCAUGGGAUCCUUGGACUCGCACAACCCUUCCGACUUGAAAAAUCAUCAGCGAGUCAAAACGGCCUUGAUCAUGAUUCAUGGAUCCGGCCGUACCGCGGAAGAUUAUCUCUAUGGGGCCGUCUCCUCGUUGCCAAAAGAACAACAAGAUCCCAACAAUGCCACCAUCCUGGUCUUGUCCCCUUGGUUUUUGGAUCCACAAGACGACAAGUACCUGGAUGACAGCAGCAACGGUGAUAUUAACUCUCAGCAGCAACAACAACAGAAUGACAAUAUACCGGUCCCUCUUCCACCUCAUACGCUUCGAUGGAUUGAGAACGGUGAUGUCCUGGCACAUACGUGGCGAUAUGGCGCUCCCGCCAUUCAUUCCAACAACAUUAGCUCGUUUGAUGCCAUGGAUCGCAUGGUGGAAACGCUAGUGGCGUUGCAAAACAAAAACAACCGAUUUCCCGCCUUGGAACGCAUUCUGGUAGCGGGUCAUUCGGCGGGAGGACAAUUUGUGCAACGAUGGGCGCUCCUCUCCAACAGUCCUGCGUGGAAGUCAGCCAAAGUUGCCAUUCGUUCCAUCCCCGCCAAUCCUCGCUGCUUUGCCUAUUUGGACGAUCGACGAUUUGUAUACGACAGUGAUAACGAUAACAGUAUGAGCUUUCAACGUCCCAGCAAUGCCACAAUUGUUUCGUGUCCGGACUACAAUGAAUGGAUUUGGGGAUUGGAUCCAGGUGGAGAUGUUGUGGCGCCCUACAAGGACCACGCCAUUGCGGCGGCGGGAGGGAUCCAGGCGCUGUCGCAUCGCUAUGUGACGCAGCGUCGAGUCGUGUACUUGGCGGGUGGGGAAGACUUGCAAGUCUUUGCCGAUGACUGUGGAUCGGUGAUUCAGGGGAACACACGACGGGAAAGGUCUCGUCGGUUCAUGAUGUCACUCUGGGAGGCAUAUCCCAAAGAAAUGAAGGCGCAACUUCAUACACGGCUGGUGGUACCAGGGGUUCCUCAUGAUCAUGCACUCAUGUUUCAGAGUGCGGAAGGACAAGAAGCUCUGUUUGGAACGGAAGACAGAAAUGAGAAAGAAGGGAUGGAAGUACUCGUACCAAUCGUGAUGGAAUAAGGGUUCUUGUUCAUACAUGGGCAACGACAAACGACUCAGUCUAGCUAGUGGGCGUCCAGCAGUAUUACAACCUUCUAAUGCGUUCCGCUGGAGCGGUACUCGUACCGGUACAUACACGUGAUGUGACGGGAUAGCUAUCCGUGUUGAGUAUAUUAAUAGUACAGUGUAGCAACGAGACCUAACUUGCCAACUAUUUUCGAAUAUUGAUUGGUCAAUUCAAUAGUCGCCUUCUUCAUUCAAUACUUA